Chelonoidis abingdonii (Abingdon island giant tortoise) is the source of this 2136-nucleotide messenger RNA. The record is from RefSeq and is a predicted model, not a curated record. NCBI's taxonomy places the organism in Eukaryota, Metazoa, Chordata, Testudines, Testudinidae.
AGCCAUGCUAUUAACUCCGUCCUAAGACCAGGAGACUGGCGCUGUCCUUGGAGAAGAUGGGCCACACAAAGCUGUGGUAUCUCGCUGUGCUGCUGGGUCUCUGCACCUGGCUGGAGCCUGGCAAAGGCUCUCAUGUACCCCCAGAUGCAAUGUCUGGACUGGGAAGGCUGCAGGGGAUCACAAAGCCACCCCCACAUGGCUCCCUCCCGUUUCACAUGAACUCCGUGAUCCAAGUCGUAGAAGUGCUGGAAUCUCACCACCUGGACAGACACCUCAACCUGACCGUGACAGAGCUCGCCCGGGGCCUGGGCUGCUGUGACAGCGAGUUCUACCAGCUCCUGCUGGGGGAGGCACCGGCCGUGCCCCCGGACCUGCCUUUCCUGAGCCAGGAGCAGAGAUCCUUCCUCAUGCGCCUCAUGAAGCAUGAAGUCCAGGCCUCCUCGACUGAGCAGGGGGUGGUGUUGCUCCCUGAUGGCACCACAGUGGCUGUAAGCCCCUUGGUGGCUGGGAUUGAAGCAGGGCUGAAGGGGAGGCAGGAGAUGCCACUGCCCCCUGAGGCUUUAGAGCGUUUGCUAGUUACAACUGAGCCCUUGAACCAGACACAUCCGGAGCUGCCCCUGACUAUAGACACCCUCUACGCAGUGACCAUUGCCAAGGCCCUGGGCGUGGCCUUUCUCCUGGCGCAGGCCAACGAGAGCCAGGUGCCCAUGGGGCCGAAUGGCUGCUGGGACAGCGUGUCCGACCCCCAGAACUUCACCCUCCUGGGCCACCCGUCACACCUCACUGAUGCCUUCAUCAAUGGAGCGCUGGAUGGGGUGAUCCUGGGGGCACACCUGGCAGGACAAGCUGUGCCUGCAGCCCCGCUGAGCACCCUGCUGAGAGAGUACUAUGCUGGCGACGGCCUGGCCGGGGAUAGCCAGGCCAGAAGCAACUUCAGGCGCCAGAACUUUGUGCAGCUCACCGAGGCCGGCCAGCUGGAGGAGCAGGUGGUGCGUUCCCUCCAGCUGCUCCGAGCGCUGCCUCGGAUGGCGCCACUGCUUAGCGGGGUUGGGGACGAGGAGCUGCUGGCUGCUGCGAGCCGGGCGGUGCAGGAGUUCACGGAGGCCUACCUGGAAUGCCCAGCCGUCAUCCCUCGCUGCAUGUGGGAGGCCAGACCCUACAAGGGGACUCCUACGCAGCUCAAGCUGCCCCUGAGCUUUGUGUACAUCCACCACACCAGCUCACCCAGCCAGCCCUGCCGGACUUUCCCCGAGUGCGCUGCUGACAUGAGGGCCAUGCAGCGCUUCCACCAGGACGACCGUGGCUGGGACGACAUAGGCUACAGCUUCGUGGUCGGAUCAGAUGGGUACAUGUACCAGGGCCGGGGUUGGCACUGGGUUGGCGCUCACACCCGUGGCUACAAUAGUAAAGGGUAUGGCGUGAGUUUCAUUGGAGACUACAUGGAUACGCUGCCGGAAGCAUUUGCCCUCACACUGGUGCGUGACAAUUUCCUGCCGUGUGCGGUGAAGGGCGCCAAGAUCCGGGCCAACUACACAGUGCAUGGGCACCGGCAGAUGGUGCAUACUGCAUGCCCGGGGAACUUACUCUACCGGGAGAUCCAAACAUGGCAGGGCUUCAAGGUGAGACCUCUCCGGCAUGCUCCCCAGCACUCUAUCUCCACGAGGGGGCACUCUGCUAAUGGGGCUGUGGGAGUGUGAAGAUGUUUUGAAGGCUUCCAAGCCAGUGACCCGUCUUGUCCUCCCUCCACCCCAGCAGCAAGGGUUCCCAUCAGGGAUUGCUCCCCUGCAGUCUACAGGGGAGUCCAGCCCCCAAAGUUAUGAGACUGGCUCAGACAGCAUGAGAUGUCUCCAGCUGAUCACUGCUGGGUUCUGGCUCCUCGCCUUAUGGUUCCUGAGCUGUUUGGAGUCAAAGUUUCCAACUUUUCUCUCCAACCCCCAGGGCUUUCUAACUGGAAGCUGAGAUUUGCUCAUCGCCACCUGCCCCUGGGGAUGGUGAAAUGGCAUGCUCCGGCUGCCCUGGGCAGUUCCAGGGAGCUGGCUCUUUUGGCCUUGCUCAUGCCCUGGACAGGCUCUCUGGAGCUCAGUGUGUUGGAGUGUGGGAGGCUAGAAGGAAUCGGGCAUUUCCUGGACACACUGG